AUGCCUGGCCUUGCUUCCAGCUUAGCUAAGCACAAGGUGGUGCCUGGUCGCAAUGAUGGCAACAUAGUCUCUGACUUCAAGUCUUGGGUGGACAGCAAUGGCCACAAGACCUACUGGUUUGUCAGCGUGCACCCUGGAGGCCUGGCUGUUGCUAAAGGAUGGCAGGAUUGGAUGACUUUGGACGCCUUUGUGGAUCAGAUCCAGGGAAACAUGAACCUUCCACCUGAAAAGUUUGAAGAGGUGGUGGUGGAACUCCAGUACUAUGUUGAGUUUGGUGUGUGGCCCAAACCGGCCAUCACACUCAAGAACGAAGAGCAAGUGGUGUUGCACAUCAACUUUUUGUCUCUUUUGGCUGGUGUGUUUCAGAAGGGUGGUGCAUUCACUGACUUCCUGUUGAAAUUUCGCAAUGCAAGGCCUUCAAGUUUAGAGGAACCUUGGCAAGCUGUAGUGUACUGUGAUGAAUUCCACCCUGGCAACGUAUUGAAUAGCACUUCCAGGAAGCUAUGGUGCAUAUACAUUUCCUUCUUGGAAUUCAAACAGAUGCUGAGCAAGGAGAACAUGUGGUUCUGCCUGGCUACUUGCAGGUCCACUGAAGUGUCCCAGCUAGCUGCAGGGAUCAGCCAAGUGUUUAAACUGGUGAUGGAGCACAUGUUUUGCCACAAUUCCCCAGACACGGGGAUUCUUCUUUCUUCUGCAAAGGGUAGCCUCCGACUUUUUUCUACCCUUGGAAUGGUAUUGCAAGAUGGGCAAGCUCAAAAACUAGUGUGGUGCAACCGGCAAGACAGUGGCAGCAAGCCUUGCAUGAUGUGCAAUAACAUUUUCCAGCUGAAAGAUGCAGAGUCUGCUGACAUGAAUGAUUGCCAAAAGGUUUUCAGCAGGUUCACAAAACUGUCACAGCUACACUUGGCCACUGAUGCUGACAUACUUCAAUCUUGGCACAGACUCAAGGACAAGAAGGACACUGUGCCUGCUGGUGUUUUCAGCAAGUGGCAGCAAGCUGCAGGAGUUACAUUCAGCCCUCAUUGCUUUAUGGCCAGUGAAGCAUUGCAAGGCUUGAAUCUCAUCAAGCCUGUGUCAAUGUAUUGCUUUGAUUUUAUGCAUGGCAUGUGCAGCCAUGGCUUGAUGCAGGACACUAUUUUCUUGGUGUUGGAAUCUUUGAACAAGAAUGGGCACAAGGUGUGGGAUACCUUGCAUGAUUGGGUAGGCCUAUGGGUGCUGCCCCAUGGCUACAGCUGCAACUUGAAGAGCUUCUUUGGGACAAAGAGUGUGAACAGCUACAGAAAGGCUGGCACUUUCAAAGCUUCUGCAUCUGAGAUGUUGUGCAUUUACAAACUUUUGCAAUUCUUUUUGCAAACGAUGUUUCUCUGCAACAAUGUGAUGGUAGAGCAAUGCAUGUGUUUUCUGUGUUGGGCAGAUGUGCUAGACUUCUUGGUCAGCAUCCCUGCCUUUUUGGACCCCCCACGUGAUCAGCUUGCACGAUUGGUGGAAACUGCUCUAGAAGCAACUGUGGCAGCAGGCUUUGCUGAUGACAUGAAGGCAAAACACCAUUGGACUCUACAUUACAGUGUUUGCUUGGAAAGGUGGAAGCAGCUUCCUACAUGCUGGGCAAUGGAAAGGAAGCACAAAACUCCAAGGAAGUUUGGGUCAGCACAGUGCAACCUUGCCACUUAUGAAAUUGGCAUCAUGUCUGCUGUUACUUCAGAGCAUAUCAGCAUUUUGUUGCAAGAUGAAGACUUGUACAAAACAGGUUGCUAUUUGGUUGAAGCCCACCGCUGUUCAAAGAAUUUGGAAGGUUUGCUGAAGCAGUGCAAUCUUUGGGUUGAAGGCAUGGCCAGCUCCAGUUCAUGCAGGCUGCAAUGUGGCAUGAUUUGCAAAGCAGGUGAUGUGGCUUUCCUAAGGGGCACACUUUCCAACACGCCUUCUUUCAAAUGGGGGUGCUGCCAAGUCAAGCAUUUUUUGCAAGCAGGCAACUUGAAGCUGUGUGUGGUGGAUAUGUUCAAUUUCUUGGAGGCAAGGGCCAACACAUUUGCAAGUUCUUGGCAAGGUACCACUGGGUCCUUGAAGUUGAUUUCAGCAGAGAACAUUCUGCAACCAGUGCUUUGCACUUUUGGAAAGAGUGGCAAGCUUACAUGCUUGACUCCUGCACCAUUGGCUUGCUGCAGCUGA
Molecule: messenger RNA, 2166 nt
Organism: Cladocopium goreaui
Lineage: Eukaryota; Dinophyceae; Suessiales; Symbiodiniaceae
Source: the annotation of a GenBank genome assembly